This is a messenger RNA of Phialemonium atrogriseum, 1381 nucleotides long. Its product is annotated as quinate permease. Gene Ontology annotation, cellular component: membrane. Gene Ontology annotation, molecular function: carbohydrate:proton symporter activity. Bases 197 to 1381 code for a protein of 394 amino acids. The record is from RefSeq and is a predicted model, not a curated record. Lineage: Eukaryota; Fungi; Ascomycota; Sordariomycetes; Cephalothecales; Cephalothecaceae. The transcript has 5 exons. Gene Ontology annotation, biological process: carbohydrate transport; transmembrane transport.
GCUCAUCUUGUUUCGGAACCUCCCUACUGACCUUGUGAACCUUUGUGAUGCCUCUCGUAUCCAGCAUGAAGGACAUGACACGGGGAAAGCUGGGGGCGUAUUGGCUUGGCUCGUUAGUCUGCACAGGAGGAUUCCCGAGCCAACCUCAAAGCUGGAAGGAAGCACACGUUGAAUAUGCCCAGAACACCGACGUACUAUGCUGGUAAACGUUGGCGGAGUCUUGACCCUUGACUCGCUCCAGGGCGACUAUGGCUACAACACCGAGCAUGCCACCCGGACGAGCUCCCUUGCCCUCCGGUUCCAGCAGCUGGGCGCCUUCGCCGCCUACUUCGCCGCCUGGCCCCUUACGGCCAGGAUCGGCCGCAGAAAGGCGCUGAUGCUGUUGUCAGCCGUCUUCUGCAUCGGCGCGGUCAUCCAGACCGUCAACACCCAUUCCCUGCCCGCAUUCUACGUCGCGAGAGUCAUCACCAGCCUGGGUCUUGGCGCAGCCACAGUCGUCGUUCCCAUGUUCAAUGGCGAGAUGAUGCUGAAAGAGCUGCGGGGCCGGGUUGGGUCAUUCUUCCAGCUGUUCUUCACCCUUGAGGCUUGGGAGGGUCUGAAGUGGGUCAGAGGGAGUGACUCCCAGGAGACCCAAGAUGAGAUGGAGGAGAUUCGUGUUGGCGUUGAGAACGAGGCCCGGGCUAUGGAAGGGGUCAGCACAGAGCUCCUCCAAACUGAUAACUUCAAACGGAUCUCCACAGCGUUUGCUGUCUUCACGGCGCAGCAAGCAACAGGAGCAACAGCAUUCGCUUACUUUGGUCCUCAGUUUUUCAAGCUCCUUAUCGGUGGCGGUGACAGGGACCUUCUCCUCACCGCCAUAUUCGACGCAGUGAAUGUUCCUGCUUGCAGCACAUUCGUCUUAUUCCUCGCUGAUCGAGUGGGCCGUCGCGCCGUCUUGAUCGGUGGCGUUGCCUUCAUGGCGGCGUGCCAGAUAACCACCGCAGCUGUGGUCAAAGCAACCCCUCCACCAGAGGGGGGCAAGGUGACUUCUUCGGGCAUCGCCACCGUCGCUCUGAUCUAUCUUUUCGUCAUUGCCUACAACUUCAGAUGGGGCCCACUUCCGUGGCCAUACAUCUUCCCGGCCCGGAUUCGGGAAUCUGGAGUGGCCAUCGGCGUUGCGUCUCAGUGGCUGUUCAAUUUUCGUCUUUUCCGGACGACGCCAUAUAUGAGGACCAAUAUGGGCCCUUCCUGCUCCUUCUUGUUCCUCAAAGAGAGCAGGGGCUUUUCGCUGGAGACAAUUGGUCACCAGCGAUUUGCAAAGGGAAGCUCAGCUGAGGCUACCAGGCUUGGGGAGGAUGUGUCUGUGGCUCGUGACGAGCACAUCCAGCGUAGCCCUGAAUAG